AGCUACUUUGCCCUGGAAGCAGUUUACACAUCCACACUUACAGGCUGCUUGUUCACUUGCAGUUCAAGUGCUACAAGUCUUAUGAGCUCUAUGACUAACUGUCAUAUUUUCAAUAGCUCACACCUGACGUUGAGAUGAAUACAUGGCCGACAUCAUAAAUCCGGAGUAUGGAGGAGAUCUGCAGUGUCAAAUUGAAGAGGUGGAGGCUCUGUCUUCCAUAUAUGGUGAUGAAUGGUGUGUUAUCGAUGAAGCAUCCAGAAUAUUUUGCAUCAAAAUAUCAAACGACAUGGAGGAACCAAAGCUGACAGCAUGUUUGCAGAUAAUUCUCCCACUUGAUUAUCCAAGCACAGCCCCUCCAAUCUACCAGAUCAAUGCAGCCUGGUUGCGAGGCCCCGAGAGGGCCAGAUUGGCAAACAGCCUGGAAGACCUCUAUGUGGAGCAUGCAGGGGAGAGCAUCCUCUACCUGUGGGUGGAAAAAAUUAGAGAAUUCCUCGUGGAGAAAUCCCAGAGCUCAGAAACAGUGGAUCAACCAGAAAAGGUGAACAUCACUACUGAGGAGGAAGUGGAUGAUGAUGAAGACAUGCAAGACUUCAGGAAUCUCAAACUGAACACAGAGAACGCACAUCUCUUCAUGGAUCAUGCAAAUGAUGAAGAGAUGCCUCCAAUAAAACAUGGAAAUACCAUCACAGACCGACGCAGUACCUUCCAGCCUCACUUAGCACCUGUGGUGACUCCAAGACAGGUUAAAAUGGUCCUGGAGAAGCUGUACGAAAACAAGAAGAUUGCUAGUGCCACACAUAACAUUUAUGCAUACAGAAUUUACUGUGAGGACAAGCACAGCUUCCUACAGGACUGUGAAGAUGAUGGCGAGACAGCAGCAGGGGGAAGAUUACUCCAUUUACUGCAGAUUCUGGAUGUGCGUAAUGUCAUGGUGGUCGUGUCUCGAUGGUAUGGUGGUAUUUUAUUGGGUCCUGACCGCUUCAAACACAUCAACAACUGUGCUAGAAACAUCCUGGUGGAGGAAGGAUACACUGCCACGGAUGAGGCCACCAAACCAGGAGGGAAGACCAAAAAGCCAAAAAGCAAGAAGACAAAAUGAAUUUCAAAAGAAAACUUUUAUUUUUUUAAACAUGUUUUCACAUCUUUGCUGCUGAAUUCAGUGAAAAUGACAUUUGUAGAUGAUUCAGAUGAAUGGAGGGAGUCAAGCAGGGGUUGUUUCAAUUAAAAAUAAUUUAUUGAAAAUAACUAGUAUUAAAAUGUCUUUUAGAAAUUUUGAAUUGUUAUUUUAGCUGAUCACUUUAACUCUGCAAUUUAUAUUUUUGACUGAUAAGCCUUGAAAUGAAAUGUUCAGAGUUUUCAUUAAAGCAAUCAAACCAUG
Thunnus maccoyii (southern bluefin tuna) is the source of this 1378-nucleotide messenger RNA. It is a transcript of the gene impact, whose product is annotated as impact RWD domain protein. NCBI's taxonomy places the organism in Eukaryota, Metazoa, Chordata, Actinopteri, Scombriformes, Scombridae. The coding region runs from base 143 to 1099 and encodes 318 amino acids. The transcript is spliced from 11 exons. Gene Ontology annotation, biological process: regulation of translational initiation. The record is from RefSeq and is a predicted model, not a curated record. Gene Ontology annotation, molecular function: protein binding. Gene Ontology annotation, cellular component: cytoplasm.